Messenger RNA from Trematosphaeria pertusa, 2912 nucleotides. Its product is annotated as cysteine proteinase. Gene Ontology annotation, cellular component: cytosol; nucleus. Gene Ontology annotation, biological process: protein deubiquitination. The record is from RefSeq and is a predicted model, not a curated record. Gene Ontology annotation, molecular function: cysteine-type endopeptidase activity; cysteine-type deubiquitinase activity. The transcript has 4 exons. Bases 279 to 2678 code for a protein of 799 amino acids. Lineage: Eukaryota; Fungi; Ascomycota; Dothideomycetes; Pleosporales; Trematosphaeriaceae.
CAACACCAAGCCAGAAGCUCCGCACCUGGGCAGCCCCAGCGGCGACCGGACGGGGACAAACACCGCAGCCGCACUUGUCACUGCCAGGAGCCCCAGCAGCCUCGCGACUCUGCCCUUCUCCCCGGCACCCUGCUCUACCUGCAGCACUAUCCACGUUUGCUCGUCCUCUUCAGCCCGCCUUCCAGGCGUCAUCCCUCUGCCGAACAACCGCCCGCCCGCAUUCCCGACCCCUGCGGCCGCACCGCGCUCCUGUAUGGGUGACGACAUCCUGAGCAAAUAUGAACGGCGUCUCGCGAUUCCUCAGCCGGCGUGACAAGCACCAUGAGAAGCGCUCCUCCAAGCACAUGCGCAGCAAAUCUCGGCAAACGUCGUCUAACGUUCCAUCGGAUCUGUACAGGGUAUUCACGAACGAGGAUUUGAUCAUCACAGACAAGGAUGGAGACAAGAAGGUAAAGGCCCUCGUUCAGCGGCUACAGGCUGCCGGCAUCUCGACUCUCGGCGAGGCGCACGCCAAAUACGCUCUCUCAUGGUUCCCGGACCAUCUCGACCAGGCGUACGACCUUCUCGUGCUCGUGAACGAAUCCUUCGAAGGCGAACUGAAGGACUACGACCCGGAUGUGACAAUGCUGGGUGCCAUAAAUCGCAACAUGGUGACGUGCUAUCUGGACGCUCUGCUCUUCGCCAUGUUCGCCCGGCUCGACAGCUUUGAGGCAAUGCUUUACGACGAGUUCAGUGACGAGCCGAGGAAAAAGCUCGCUGGUGUCCUAAGGCUGUGGGUGAACCUGCUCCGAACCGGGCGCCUCAUCAGAGUAGACCUCACCAAGCAUCUUCAAGAUUCGUUAGCGAAGUGCGGAUGGGAGGAAGCUGCCCAAGUUUGCCAGCAGGAUGCCUCCGAAGCCUUCACCUUCAUCACCGGCGCGCUUGAGCUCCCGUUGCUCACGUUGAAGAUGGAUAUAUACCAUACUGGUCGCGAGGACAAGGAAGACGACCACAAAUUCGUGAACGAACGGUUGUUGGAGGUCGCGAUUCCCGAACAAGAAGGCGACAGGGUGGUUACGCUGGAAGACUGUCUCGAGACCUACUUCAACAACAGAAUCGAGGUCAAGCGCUACCUGCAACGACAAAAUACACUGGCAUCCAUCAAGUCCGCAGACAAAGAUCCUGAAAAGGGCCAGAUCAUACAUAUCGAGGCGAUUGAGGUGUCAGAGUCCAAUUCACCGAUUGUAGCAACCCCGACGUCGAUUGGUCCAGCUUCUCCCGCUACGCCUGUGAGACCACAGCUCGCGGGGCGCCGUCGCGGAGACAGUAUCUUUGCCGAGAGAUAUAACAUUCCUGGGAAACUGGGCGACGAGAUCCUGUUCGACGAGAAGAAGCAUUUGGAAGAGAUGUUGAGUAGCAGCUCUGCUGGUCGGCCACGAUCAGCAUCUCUCCUGAGAAAGGAAGUCAUGAUGCCGGCUUGGCAAUUUUUCAGCCUCAUCCCUUGGUACACGGAUAACGCGCCUAAGAGCGAUGCCCAGGUAGCCGCGCACUUCUCCGCGAAACGUCCUGUGCUUGGCAUAUGCCUCAAACGCUACACUAUGCUUCCCAAUGGUGCGCCUAAGCGUCUUGACACUUAUAUCGACAUUCCAUUGGAGAUUGGCUUGCCCCACUUUAUCUCGGAUGAACGCAUGGAAGACGAAGGCCCGUUAUUUGGUAACUUCAAGCUUGUACUCCAGUCCGUUGUCUGCCAUCGAGGGGUCUCGGUUGAUUCAGGACACUAUGUAUCCCUUGUUCGCGCAAACGAGAAACCUUCUCGUCACCGUCCCGGCACUUCUCACUCUGAUGAGGAAGCCAUCGUCGAUUCCUGGCUGCGCUUCGAUGAUCUCGCAAACCCACGCGUAGUGAACAUCGACAUCGCGCAGGCACUGCGCGAGGAGUCGCCAUACCUAUUGUUCUACCAGGUUCAGCCGAUUGAUGAGGAGCUGGCAACGAGGGGCGACCUUCCGACCUAUGCAGAGGCGCAAUCGGAAAUUCCUACCACCGAUCCGUCCAGGGAGACGCUUACUUCUAUGACUGAUGCUACCACAACCGAUACGGAGACUGGCGGCGAAUGGGAGAAGGUGACGAAUGCAGAUGUGGAAGUGCUCCAUCUCGACUCGGCCAACUCUUCGGAGCCCGCCGGGCGCAGCAGCAUAUCCAGCAAUCACCGCAGCAGCAUGGCGUUUGAAGAUCUCGACAACAGCGUGCAGAGCCUCCCCCGCGGUCGAACAGACCCCACAACGCCUUUAGAUGAGCAGAAGCCGGGUCUCUUAUCCACGUCACGCCGCAAUUCCAAGACUUGGCUGCCGGGCGGUAAGAGCCGUCCUAGCAGCCAGAGCGGUGAAAACAGGUUAUCUCUUACUCUAUCCAGGCUAACCGGCCGGAGCAGUAAAGAUAAACUUCAAAUCACCGAUAACGGGUCCGCAGACGAUCCCAUCAUUGUCAUCAAUGAAGUCCAAAGUGUGGAAAAUGGUGAACAGAACAGGAGCCCAGUGAAAGAGAAGAAGGACGGCGGGCUCGGGCGCAGCAAGAGUAAGAAGGAGAAGAAAGAAGAAAGGAAGCGAUUACGGAGUAAAAGCAGGGAGCCACGCGAUGCUGUGGCGGUCAAAGGGAAGCACAAGGCGAAGGAAAGACCGGAUCGCGAGUGCGUUGUGAUGUAAAGGACCGGUCCCUUUGUGCAUAUGGGGUUCGGGACUUCACCUGCAUUCAUUCUUAGCGUUGCAUAGGGAUGUCGCUCGCCACCGGACCGUCUAGGCGUGGCGGCCUCGGAGGCUGAGGACCAUGUGCGUUUUGGAGCACGGCGUUCUUUGCAUAUAGACACAGGGCUGGGGUACGAGCAUGCGCACAUACGAUAGAUGAGAUACCCCGAACUGGAAUGAGUAAUAAGACAUGCU